Molecule: messenger RNA, 1433 nt
Organism: Callorhinchus milii (elephant shark)
Lineage: Eukaryota; Metazoa; Chordata; Chondrichthyes; Chimaeriformes; Callorhinchidae
Gene: chchd3a
Product: coiled-coil-helix-coiled-coil-helix domain containing 3a
Exons: 9
Coding region: 226-984 (252 amino acids)
Biological process (GO): inner mitochondrial membrane organization
Cellular component (GO): MICOS complex; mitochondrion
Source: RefSeq, a predicted model, not a curated record
GGUGGGAAGAGGCGGGAACCGGCGACGCUGCUGCCGUGGCCUAUGACAGGCAUGGGCUGUCAUGGUGGCCGCUGACCGACCUUUAUCGCGUCCGCUUUGACUUGUUUGAGGCUUUUUUUUUAAUAUAUAUAUACACCCACACACACACACGCGCGCGCGCGCGCUCCAUGGUUAUACUCUUAUGAGCGGUUUGUGUGCGUUGCCGACACCGUUAACGCCGAGGCCAUGGGAGGCAGCGGAAGCACCAGACGCGUCUCCUUCGAAGCGGAUGAUAAUGAUCAGAUUACGGUGGUGAAGGGCAUUAGGCUCUCAGACAACGUCAUAAGUCGUAUGAGGGAUGCUUCCCCUACUGUUGAUAAACCGCAAGCUUCUCCCAGACCACCUCCAAGUGAUAGCCGUUCAGCUGUUUCAGCGUCACCUAUAGUAGCUACUGAUGAGGAGAUCAGAAAGCAAAUUACUGAAGAGAUGGUGCAAGAACGGGCCAGGCAAGAGUCUAAUCUACAAAAGAGACUCGAUCAGAAUAAACAAUUUGUUCACGAUGAGAUCGGCAAGAUUAUGGAGCGUGAACGGGCUACCGCGAAUGACAGUCUUGUGAAAACGGUAUUGCGGGAGAGAGCGCUGACUGAAGAGGAACGAACAAAUGCUAAACGCACUGAUCUUGAAAGAAAGGCAAAGAAACUGGAAGAAAAGGAGAAGGAGCUGCAGAAGAUGGACAGCUACUACAAGGAUCAAGUAGCCAGGUUGGAAGAUAUGAGUGCUAAGUUCUACCAACUGAAUGCUGAUCAGUACCAGAAAGCAGCUGACGAAGUGGAGGCCAAGUUUAAGAGAUAUGAGUCACGACCCAUCUGUGCAGAUCUCCAGGAGGGCAUCCUUCGCUGCUACCAGAAGAACCCUCAGCAGACCCUCAGCUGCUCUGCGUUGGCCAAGCAGUAUGUUCACUGCAUUAACUAUGCCAAACAGAGCCUGCUGGGGAAAGGAGGUUAACUCCGCCAGUCAAACGAUAAAGCUCUCAUCUUCAAUUUCAAGAACGGAACAUCUUUCAAGAGUAAUAAAGCGGCUCAGCUAAACAUCGGGACAAUAUGGGGAGGACGAAACCACCAUUACCACGGCAACAGCAACAGUAACAGCAGCAACAACAAUUCAAUCAAAGAGCAUAUGUUCGGCAGAGAGUUGGAAAUGUCUUCACAACAUGCCAGGGUUUUAGUUCUGCCAGGGCAGCGUGUUCUGUUCAGCCUUUUUGUAAUUAUUUUCUGAAUAUUAUAUAAAAUCUUUUUGUUUGCCUGUCUUGAUUAACGGAGGCCUUUGAGACGUUCUAAUAAUGUAAUUAAAUUGCUCUUUCAAAGCAGCUGAAGCCUAAAGCAAACUUGUCUUGAACUAUGUUGUUCUGGUGAUUGUCUGGACACUUGAGAUACUAAAAAUAUAUUUUAAACAGA